Messenger RNA from Podarcis raffonei (Aeolian wall lizard), 4972 nucleotides. It is a transcript of the gene B3GALT1, whose product is annotated as beta-1,3-galactosyltransferase 1. NCBI's taxonomy places the organism in Eukaryota, Metazoa, Chordata, Lepidosauria, Squamata, Lacertidae. Gene Ontology annotation, cellular component: membrane. The record is from RefSeq and is a predicted model, not a curated record. The transcript is spliced from 5 exons. Gene Ontology annotation, molecular function: N-acetyl-beta-D-glucosaminide beta-(1,3)-galactosyltransferase activity. The coding region runs from base 907 to 1887 and encodes 326 amino acids.
AGUUCCAUUGCUGGCUGGGCGUGCGGCGUGAAUCGCUGCUGCUGCUGCUGCCGCGGCGGCUGGUGCAGCUGCGGGGAGAGCGGGGCUGGCGGCGGCGGCGGAGGGAAAAGGGAUGCUGGCGGAAUGGGCGGCCGGGCAGGAAAGCGGCGAGCGGGAGCCGGAACUCCGCUGAGAAGCGUCCGCGCUGCUGCUGCUGCCAGUCAAGGGAAGGACGUGAGCCGAGCCCCGCUGGUGAGGUUUGGCGCCGGGCAGGCUUCUUUCUGGGAGCACUCAUCACCAGUCUAAGAGUGGAAACACAUGCUCAGAAGUUUCACACUGGGCCACACCAUGAGGCUGAACCUGUUCUUCCCACAGCUUAAAUCCCGGAAGACUAGGGUGGGAAUCAGAAGCAUCCAUGACCUUAUUGAGGUUCAGCAUCAAGCAGCCCUAUUCUCUUUGAUGUCAAGUGGGGUGGACACAGUCAAGUAUGGCAGAGAAUGAAGAACUAUUGACAAGAUGGGUGUGGCGAUGCAAUGGCAAGAAUGUCAGAUUUUUAAACGGAAGCAGAAAAAACAGGACGUCUUGAGAAGUUAGAUGAUGCGCUUCUGACGAAAAGAAGGGGAGAAAGAAGAACCCCAGGUCAUCCUUUAAUCAGCUGUUGGCAAUGUUUUCGGGACCUUUGGGCAAACUUCACUUGAUGAUGCCAAGUAUAUGAAAUAGCACGUUGCCACAAGGAAUGGGGACUACACAAGAGAAGGAAGACCCCUCAAGACGUUAAACCUUUUUUCUGAGCUCCAUGAAUGCGUUCCAAGUUGCUUCUCUACGUCGAACUUUACGGCUUGGAAAGUAACAUGCUGCCCUUGUGGGAGAGGCCAGAGGUAGCGAGGCUAUUCAUUUGUUCUGCUGAAUAGGAGAGCUCCAGGAACAAUGGCUUCAAAAGUCUCCUGUUUGUAUGUCUUGACGGUCGUUUGCUGGGCAAGUGCUCUGUGGUACUUAAGUAUAACACGACCCACUUCGUCCUACACAGUCAACAAAAGUUUCCGCACCAUCUCAAUAGCUAGAAAGAAUGUCUCCUUCGGCAAUAUAAGGACUCGGCCAAUCAAUCCUCACUCGUUUGAUUUCCUCAUAAAUGAGCCGGAGAAAUGCGAAAAGAAUGCCCCCUUCCUGGUCAUUCUCAUCAGCACCACACACAAAGAAUUUGAUGCCAGGCAAGCCAUUCGGGAGACAUGGGGAGACGAGAACAACUUCAAAGGUAUUAAGAUUUCCACUCUCUUUCUUCUGGGAAAAAACACAGACCCCGUGUUAAAUCAGAUGGUGGAGCAGGAAAGUCAAAUCUUCCAUGACAUCAUCGUGGAGGAUUUCAUCGACUCCUAUCACAACCUGACUCUGAAGACAUUGAUGGGAAUGAGGUGGGUGGCGACAUUUUGUUCGAAAGCCAAGUACAUCAUGAAAACGGACAGCGACAUCUUCGUGAAUAUGGACAACCUCAUUUACAAAUUGCUAAAACCCAAUACCAAGCCGAGGCGGAGGUACUUCACUGGCUACGUCAUCAACGGAGGCCCGAUAAGGGAUGUCCGUAGCAAGUGGUACAUGCCUAGGGACUUGUACCCUGACAGUAACUACCCGCCAUUUUGCUCGGGCACUGGCUACAUCUUUUCAGCGGAUGUAGCGGAGAUGAUUUACAAAACCUCCCUCCACACAAGACUUCUUCAUCUUGAAGAUGUGUACGUGGGACUUUGCCUGCGGAAGCUGGGCAUCCACCCUUUUCAAAACAGUGGCUUUAAUCACUGGAAGAUGGCCUACAGCCUAUGUAGAUACCGGCGCGUUAUCACAGUGCAUCAGAUAUCACCUGAGGAAAUGCACAGAAUUUGGAAUGACAUGUCAAGCAAGAAGCACCUCAGGUGUUAGGACACUUUGCAGAUGUAAAUGCUUUUUGUAAAAAUAACACACACACAAAAAAUUAAUUGAGUAGAGAGUAAAUGGAUGUCUUUUGAUUGGAAAAUGGGAUGCUAAUUUCCAGGAGGGGAAGAUCUUCUGUAUUUUUUGUUUUGUUUUUGUUCUUCUUUACGGCUUUGAUUUCUGGUUUACAGACCACAUAACGCAGUUGUCAAAAAAGGUAGGGUCACAUCUGUCUUGGCCAGUCUCAUAACUGCAUAAAGGGGACAAAUGACUGCUAGAUGCUGUGUAAUCUAUUCCUAUUACACCUCCAGAAUAGGAACCCUCCUCUAAGGCAAGGGUAAGCAGUCUGAAAGAUCAAGAAUCCUAGCUCUUUCUUUCUUGAGCUCAUGCUCACUGAGAUGGAUUUGAAUGGGGAAAGCUAAGCAGUUUUAUUAUGGUCUUCUAUUUCAAAUUAGCCUCUCCUUCCCCUAAAUACUAGUGGCCUCCUGAUCUGAAGCAGAACAUGGGGCUGUGGUUGGAAGAAGAAGAAAAAUCAGGAGUCUCUCUCCAUGCAGAGGAUUCUUUGGAAGCAAGUGUUUAAUCUCACCUACCUGGGAGUAAGCCUUACUGGAUUCCACUGGACUUACUUCUGAGUAGACAUGCAUUGUUAGACAUUAAAACACAGACCCCAAAAUGGGAUGGUGCAGGGUUUUUAUUUUUAAAAAAAUCACUAUGCACAAUUUCUUCACUGAGAUGCAACAUAAGGCCUCAAAAUACACUAACAAUAAUGAUGAUGAUGAUGAUGUUAAAAUACAGAACAAAAAGUGCGUGCCAAAAUACAUUACAUUAUAUUCUUUACAAAAGGCAAAUUUCUCCAGUAUGUAAACUGCAAAAAAGGAACCUUUUAGAACUUUGCAGUUUUAAUACAGAUGGUGACAUGCCCAUUUAUCAAAAUAAGAUUUUCCGUUUUAUUAUUGUAUUUGUAGACACAGAAUUAAAGAUCACAUGAUUAUUAAGGAUGUGCAGUAUUGUUAAAUAAAACAAAAUGUUAACUGGAAAACAUCUGUAACUGCUGUGGGAGGGAAGCAAAUCCUCAGCCGACACUUUCACUAGCUCAGUGUUAAAAACCGUUUGUUACGGCACUUUGCUUUUCAAAGAGCCUAAGUGCUUUUUCAAUUAUAAAAGGCUGCCCAUAGGAAUUAUAGCACUGUAUUCUGUAGAUAUAAGCAUAAUUAGUUUUUCCCCCAUAAUUAAAAGGCCUAAGAGCUACAUAGAGAACCAAUAGAAAGGGGAGGGCUUUCUGUUUAUUACUCCCUGCAUGCCUUUCCCAGUGACACUAGUAGUAAUUAGAUUUGAAGCCAGCAGUUAUCAUCAUUUGACAGACACAUUGACAACUUCGUAAUAAUAAGCCACACACAUCGCUAGGUCAAUUAAAAGCAGCGAUACCCAAUAUUAAAAAAAACAAAGAGAUUGCUGUUACAAAAUCAAGCAGUGGACUCAACUCAAAAUCUUUCCUCAAUUUACCAGCAACUCAAGCUGGGUGGCAAGGAAACUGGGUUCCUCAAGGUGUCAUUGGAUGCCAGCUCGUGGUUAAGGAUGCCAAAACCUUCCCACUCCUGAACUAAAGCAACUUUGUGGACCAUUCCCAGUAUUUUUUAUGGGCCAUCUCAUAACUAUUUGAUUUAUUUUUUUCUGGACAGCAGAACCACAGGGCACUCUGGAAGGAGUAGUUCAGGAAUAGCCAAUGUGGUGCCCUUCAGCUGCUGUGGACCAUAACUCCCAUCAUCCCUGACGAUUGGGCCCUGCUGGCUGGCAACUGAUGGGAGCUGGAGUCCACAACAUCUGAAAGGCACCAGUUUAGUACCCCUGGAAUGGGCGGUAAUUUCUUUCCACUUAGAAGAGUAGCAGAUAAAUCCUCAGCUUGUUUUGCUCUUCAUACACAACACAUAGUUUGAAUGGAAUAUUGUUAACAACCUCCUUUCCCCGCCCCCUGGCUGCUUCCUAUGUGCCACAAGUGAAUUCAGAAGUUACGAUUGAGCAGGGGCAGGGUCCGUUAAAACACUAAUGAGCGUGCUCUCCUUUAGUUGAGGGGAUUGGAACGUUUUUGAUGCAUAUUUAAUAGCCUGGACUCCGGAGAUAUUUUCUGAAAUAAAGGGUGGAAGAAAAAUAUUACAAAGCCCCCUACACAGCACAGGUUCCAUUUCAUUUUUUUCUUUGUUUCUUUUACUAAGGAAAGUGUUUCUGCUGGAAAUACUACUCAAAGAUUUAGAGCAAAUCUAUUACAGAUGCUCAGUCAUUUGUUGUUUUCACCUGCCAUUGAUGCUUCAAUCUGUGGGAGAAGUUCUGCAUGGGUGGAGAAGCUUCCGCUGUGGAGGUUGUGGUCUCCCUCAAGAGGAUGUGGACUCUCUUUCCUUGGAGGUUUUUAAGCAGAGAUUGUCAUAGAUGCUUUAGUUGAGAUUCCUGCAUUGCAGGGGGUUGGACUAGAUGGCCCUUAGGGUCCCUUCCAGCUCUAGAAUUCCAUGAUUCUAUCCCUGUUGCAUUCAAUGCCUUUCCCUAAAAAUCAACAAUCCCCUGUUGCUUUUCCCAUGGCAGUGGAAGAAGCAGCUGGGGGUCAUUCCCCCCCCUUAAGCUUAAAAUACUAUUCGAGGGGGAAAGGUUCAUGCCACACACAAACACAUCUCCCACUCUAGUAAACAAUGCAUGUGGCUCAGUGUCAUGUAAAAUUUGACGCUUGCAUUUGCCAAAAAGCAAAAGGGCAGUGGCAUUAUGAUUGCCUCAUGAUUUGAAAUUAACAAAAGUGUCUCAAGUUGAACGUUCAAAAACCACCUAUUCCUUUCCCUCCUUCUCUUGAACGCUAGUGUCAUUUGUGUGGUGCCACAGAGUACAGCAGUUCUGUCAAGAGAUUCCAGGAAGAUGUCCACUUCCAGCCCAACCCCACAUACCUGCUUCCUUAGCCCAAGCAGAGAGAAAAGUUUCAUAUCCAUCUAAUUCAUGCUGGUGAUAAUCCACAUUAAAAAGUAUAACAGCACAGAACACCUGCUACGCAAAUAAGGAAUUUUGAAAAUAGCAGCAAAGAAAAAUAAGCCCACUUCUGAUCACACAUAACUAUAUUAAA